Diachasmimorpha longicaudata is the source of this 4006-nucleotide messenger RNA. Its product is annotated as cytosolic carboxypeptidase 6. Lineage: Eukaryota; Metazoa; Arthropoda; Insecta; Hymenoptera; Braconidae. Gene Ontology annotation, biological process: protein side chain deglutamylation; proteolysis. The record is from RefSeq and is a predicted model, not a curated record. The coding region runs from base 1939 to 3690 and encodes 583 amino acids. The transcript is spliced from 7 exons. Gene Ontology annotation, molecular function: metallocarboxypeptidase activity; zinc ion binding.
UUGCAAGCCAGGGGUAUAUGAACCCCAAGCCCUCAGUCUCCUUCUUCCCCAUUCUACCCCCCUUUCCUGCUUUUAAUUUCACUCCCCACCGGCGGCUCGCCCUCGCAGGUUCACCCCCAACGCUGCACGCACGCGCGACACAUGGACCCAGAAAACGAUCAAUACGCAGCACAACCGAGUCUCUCUCGCGAUCGACUAUGUUUUCCCUCUUAACAAUUCCACCAUCAGUUCUCCCUCUAUCACUUUAUUCACCACCCUCUCCACGCCCGUUCAAAACCCACCCUGUGCAAAACAAUGCAACCUUCAUCAAGAGUGAGGAUUAAUUAUUCAACUGGGCGAAAAUAUUUUUCUGUCGUGUAAUUAGCGUUCAAGGUUGACGACUUGUACACGCCCAACGGAAAUAACGAAUUCCUGUGCUGUUGUUCAAACAACUAAUUACCAUACGCGCCGAAUAAAUUCUUCACUUGAAUUAUUUUUACAUGGAUAAGCGGUUAUGAAGAGUGUAUUCGAUUAUCGAUCGUUGGCGCGUGCUCGGUCAUUCAUUUUGUCAUACGCCUCUGUUGGCUUGCCAAGCUUACCAACUACAUCCCCGGCGUCAACGACCACCCACUAUCUCGUACUUCACAUACACCCUUUGCCAAAGGCACAAGAGCCACUGAGAGCGCAUGAUUUGUACUGAUAUAUAUAUAGCAACCAAAGGGUGCUCCCCGUAAACAUAAUUUAUAGUUUUUAACUCUUUAAUAAACGAUUUCUUCGCAUGUAAAGUUAUCUUCAGCUCACAGCCUCUGUACGUUAAUUUGUAUUGAACUUCUCUCUUCGUGUAGAAGGGAGGUAAUGACUAUUCAUGAUAUACUUUUAUAGAACGCUAGGGUAAUGUUCAUGAAAAAUUUCUCUGUGUGUACAGACGCGCUAUUUUUGCUUUGUCGAUUGAUAGCGUUGACGGAGUUGAAGGGCCUACUGUGAAGAGAAUAGUUCAACUUCGUAUUGAAUAAUAUUGAAGUGAACAACAAGAGCAUUUUGACAAAAUCCCAUUUCCAUAACAUUGCUGUUAAAAUGACAAUAAAGUGGGCGCAGAGAUUCAAAAAGUUUGAAGCUAGUCAGAAAAAUUCAACCGAGAAGCUCUAAAAUCCCUCUUUUAUACUGACAAGACAAGAAAAAUCAAGUUCCUUGAUAUUCUAAUUUCGUAUCCCAUUCUUCCCCUCGCCACCAUAAAAAUUCCCUAUUAUCAUAGAAGAGGCUAUUCUUUCUCCUCCAUCCCUCGCAAAAGAAGAAGAGAUCAAAAGGCUCUCAGUCUUUCAGCCUGAAUCUACCCUGACCUUUUAUCUCCACUAUUUUCCAUCCCCCGAUCUCUUGUCGGUCUUUUGCAAAUUACUAAUAAUCUGUCAAGAAAAUUGGAUUUUCUUCCCUCAGUACAGGACAAAAGAUGGAUUUUUCUCGUUUAUUUCGAAGAGAUAAUCUCCCCGUGAACAGAAACCCCUGCAUUUAAAAAUAUUCCCACCAAAAUAUUAUUAAAAUGGCAUAAAUAAUCGCGAGUACCCAUUAAAUCCCUCUUUUACUCUCUACCGAUUGGAAAAUUCAAUUUCUCUUUAUCACAAAUCCUUAUCACUACAGAAACCGCUAUUCUUUCUCCCCUGUCUCAUGCAAAGGAAGAAACGAUAUCAAAAGACUCUCAGUCUCUCACCCCGAAUCAGCCACGAACCCUUUUUUUUCACUUUUUGCAACUCCUCCGGCCUCCCUUGUGUCCUCCCCGAAUGUUUGUUUCUCCUAUUCGUAUAAUUUGCGGUGGGACCGGCCCGGUUCUACUACAAACCUACAUAUAUUGAUUCAACAAACCCCGGGAAACGGACACCAAGUUGAGGGUGAGGUGAAAGAGUACAACCAAAGUGUCGCCAAGUUGAACGUACUGCGAGUAACGUUGGUUCAUCUGGUUUAUUCGAUAUGUCGGACGCUGAUUCUGACAGUGAUGAUAGCGACGCAGAAGGAGGUCUUGGUAACGUAAGUAGAUUGAUAAUCCGCCCUCCGGGACACAGUGGUAAAGCUAAGAAGGGUCACCUGUGCUUUGACGCGGCUUUUGAAACUGGGAACCUCGGUCGUGUGGAUUUAGUAUCCGAAUAUGAGUACGAUCUCUUCAUCCGGCCGGACACCUGCAGUCCUCGUCUCCGUCUGUGGUUUAAUUUUACAGUGGACAACGUUAGAGCUGAUCAAAGAGUCAUCUUCAACAUUGUCAACGUAUCUAAAAGCAAAAAUUUAUUCCGAGAGGGCAUGACACCACUUGUCAAGAGCACUAGUAAACCCAAGUGGCAAAGAAUACCCCGAAAGCACGUGUUCUACUACCGAUCAGCGCAGCAUCAGAACCAUCACGUUCUCACAUUUGCCUUUAACUUCGAUCGGGAAGACGAUGUUUAUCAAUUCGCCCUGACUUAUCCCUACUCCUACACGCGUUAUCAGGGGCAUUUGGAUAAUUUAUGCGCCAAGUGCUCGUCAGUAAAGCGCGAAACACUGGCAUCAUCAGUUCAGAAGAGGAAAGUGGAACUGGUGACAAUCGGAUCUAAUAUCGAAGAACGCCCCCGAAGAGUUGUUGCUGUUCUCAGCAGAGUCCAUCCCGGGGAAUCACCCUCGUCAUUCGUCUGCCAAGGACUCAUGGACUUUCUCGUCAGUGGACAUCCGAUAGCUCAGGUCCUCAGGGAUUAUGUUGUUUUCAAAAUUAUCCCCAUGCUCAAUCCGGACGGUGUUUUCCUGGGGAACUACAGAUCCACUUUGAUGGGAGUCGACUUGAAUCGUGCAUGGAAUAGGAUCUCUGAUUGGAUUCAUCCGACGUUAUCUGCUGCUAAAACCCUCCUCGAGACGUUGGAUAAAAAUACGAAUAUUCCGUUGGACUGUGUCUUGGAUCUUCAUGCUCACACCAAUGCUACGGGAUUAUUUGUUUAUGGAAAUACUUAUGAUGAUGUCUACAGGUACGAAAGACACAUAGUACUUCCGAAACUAUUGGCACAACACGCUGAAGACUACGAUUCAGGGAACACGAUGUACAAUCAGGAUCCUCAUAAAAUGGGCACUGCCAGACGUUAUUUAUGUUCAAUAUUGAGUGAACACGUCAAUUGUUACACUAUUCAGGUGUCGAUGUACGGAUAUUGUCGGACAGGAACUCCUGAGCUCCUACCAUACACCGAGGAGAGCUAUUAUCGAGUGGGGCGUAACCUAGCCCGAGUUCUCAUGGAAUACUACAAACUUACGGGAUUAAUACCUUCGGGAUUACCAGAUCAACCGUCAAACAAACGCGGGCGUCAGUCAAGGCAGAGGCAUCGCCAACCCCGGGAUCCACGACCCCGGACGGCCAGGACGCCUGCGCCCCUGCACCUCGCCAGCAUUCACGAAUAUUUCACGGAGGAUGUCCUGGAAUUGCCGAACGUUUCCCGUCACCGUUCAAUAAGUGGUACUCGAACAAACGUAGGUCCAGGAACAGCCAGUGUCUUCGGCACCGGAAGUGAAAAAUACCCAAGCUAUAGGUAUCGAAGUCCCGGUGCCCCAACGAAACCGGCAACAAUGAUAACAACAGAUCAAGAACCUCGUCUAGCUAUUAUUGAUUUUAAUCAGCUGACACGUGGUGGUCUCGACCUGGCCACAGGAAAAAAUAGGGCGAAACUUCCUCGCCGGUCACCAGAUCGCUACACCAUCAAAUUCCGGAUAUAAUUCAAUCGUCUUUUCAAUAACUUCCACCGUUCAAUCAAUACUCUAAUACUCAAAGAAAAUGAAAUUAAUUAAUCUCGAAAACCUAAACAUUUUCCCCUCCAUAUCGUCACGAGAACUAUUUCAUUGUUAUUGUAUUGCCCAGCCACGCCUUGAAGCCCAAUGUUACCCCCAAGGUCCAACUCGGCCCGGACCCCACCCCUUUAACCUAUUGUGCACCAGUUAUGCAUAUUCCUGUUUUCACUUGAAAUAUAUUUAUACCUAACAAUUAAUCAAAAAAGUUGAAUAAAUUAUUGAAUUAUUUUACAAAUGAAUUUAA